AUGAUUGAUGUUGCAGGCCAGAGAAGUUUACGUAAGAAGUGGAUACAUUUUUUCACCGAAGUUACGGCUGUAUCUUUCUUUGUCUCUCUGACGGCGGUUGAUGAGAUUUUGGAAGAAGAUCCUACAAUGAACAGUUUACAAGACAGUCUGCAAGCUUUCAAUGAAGUCAGCCACAACCAGUUCCUGGAGAAGACUGACUUCAUUCUGUUCCUCAACAAGAAAGACUUAUUUGCCAACAAGCUGAAGUCCACUUCAUUAUCUGUUUGUUUCCCUGAGUAUCAAGGUAGUCAAGACAUGGAUUCAUGUCUGAAUUACAUCAGAGAUCAGUUUGCCAACAACAAACCCAAAAACAAACAAAUGUACUGGCACAACUGCUGUGCCAUCAACGUGCCCAUGAUGAAAGAACUUCUGGGAUGUGUUGUCGACCUGAUUAUUGAUAUUAACAUUAGGAAGUCUAGCCACAUUUAA
This is a messenger RNA of Candidula unifasciata, 468 nucleotides long. NCBI's taxonomy places the organism in Eukaryota, Metazoa, Mollusca, Gastropoda, Stylommatophora, Geomitridae. The record is from the annotation of a GenBank genome assembly.